Messenger RNA from Brassica rapa (field mustard), 4289 nucleotides. RefSeq names its product ABC transporter G family member 42. NCBI's taxonomy places the organism in Eukaryota, Viridiplantae, Streptophyta, Magnoliopsida, Brassicales, Brassicaceae. The record is from RefSeq and is a predicted model, not a curated record. Gene Ontology annotation, cellular component: membrane. Gene Ontology annotation, molecular function: ATP binding; ATP hydrolysis activity; ABC-type transporter activity.
UGUAACGUAGAAUAUUUUUGGGAAUAUUUUUCUCCAAUAAUGACAAAGCCUCAAAUAGCUGGAGAUGAAAAUGGUAAUGUUGGUGAUGAGGAGGUUCGCUCUCAGUGGGCUGCUAUUGAGAGAUUACCAACGUUUGGAAGGAUCACUACUGCUCUGUUCUGGAACAGAGAUGAACAAGGAAGAAGAAACGAGAGACGAGUCAUGGAUGUUUCUAAACUUGAGGAUCUUGAUAGACAUCUCUUUAUUGAUGAGCUCAUUAAACAUGUUGAGGAUGAUAACCUCAGGUUAUUGCAGAAAAUCAAAAACAGAAUCGAUGAGGUUGGUCUCGAGCUACCGACGAUUGAAGUGAGGUUCAGUGAUCUUUUUGUGGAAGCAGAGUGUGAGGUAGUUUAUGGAAAGCCCAUCCCAACUCUUUGGAAUGCUAUUGCAAGCAGACUAUCUAGAGUCAUGUGUUUAAAGAAAGAAAAAAACAUAAGCAUCUUGAAUGGCGUCAGUGGUAUCGUAAGGCCUAAAAGAAUGACUUUGUUGCUUGGUCCUCCUAGUUGUGGUAAAACCACUCUACUACUUGCACUAGCUGGAAGACUCGACCAUUCUUUGAAGACUACAGGAGACGUUAGUUACAACGGUCACUUAUUAUCAGAGUUUGUUCCUGAGAAAACAUCAAAUUAUGUAAGUCAAAAUGAUCUACACAUUCCAGAUAUUACUGUGAGAGAGACACUCGAUUUUUCAGGAAGUUUUCAAGGCACAGGAAGCCGUUUAGAAACUAUGAAAGAGAUUAGUAGAAGGGAGAAACUGAAAGGAAUAGUUCCAGAUCCUGAUAUAGAUGCAUACAUGAAGGCAGCUUCUAUUGAAGGUUCAAAGACAAAUCUGCAAACUGAUUAUAUCCUAAAGAUCCUAGGGCUCAGUCUCUGUGCAGAUACACGCGUUGGAGAUACUUCAAGACCAGGAAUAUCUGGUGGUCAAAAGAGAAGAUUAACUACAGGUGAGACGAUCGUAGGUCCAAUCAAAACUUUGUUCAUGGAUGAAAUAUCCAAUGGUUUGGACAGCUCAACAACGUUCCAGAUUGUUUCUUGUCUCCGACAUUAUGCACUUCUGUCUGAAGGAACAAUAAUGGUUUCACUGCUUCAGCCUGCACCAGAAACGUUUGAGCUUUUCGACGAUGUGAUUCUUAUGGGAGAAGGAAAGAUAAUCUACAUUGGUCCAAGGGAUUAUAUUUGUAGAUUCUUUGAGGAUUGUGGAUUUAAAUGUCCAACUAGAAAAUCUGUGGCUGAAUUUCUUCAGGAGGUUAUCUCAAGGAAAGAUCAAGAACAGUAUUGGUGUCACAUAGACAAACCAUAUUCUUAUGUAUCCAUUGACUCAUUUAUUGAGAGGUUCAAAAAGUCUGAGCUUGGGUUACAACAACAAGAAGAACUCUCCAAGACACUUGAAAAGUCUCAGGCUCAGAAAGAUGCUUUAUGCUCAAGAAAAUACUCACUUAGUAACUGGGAGAUGUUAAAAGCUUGCUCAAGGAGAGAGUUUCUUCUGAUGAAACGAAACUCUUUUGUUUAUGUUUUCAAGUCUGGACUCUUGAUUUGCAUUGGAUCUAUUACAAUGACUGUUUAUUUAAGGACUGGUUCUAAAAGAGAUGUUAUCAAUGCUAAUUAUCUUAUGGGUUCUUUGUUCUUUUCAAUCUUUAAAAUGCUUGCUGAUGGACUUCCAGAACUCACACUUACAAUCUCAAGGCUUUCAGUGUUCUACAAGCAAAAGGAGUUGUACUUUUACCCUGCUUGGGCUUAUGCAGUUCCUUCAGCUAUUUUAAAGAUACCCAUUUCAUUUCUUGAAGCGUUUCUCUGGACCUCGUUGACAUAUUAUGUCAUUGGUUAUAGUCCUGAUAUUGGCAGGUUUUUUCGCCAGUUCUUGAUCUUCUUUGCUUUACACCUUUCAUGUAUAUCGAUGUUCCGUGCUAUAGCUGCCACUUUUCGAGAUUUUGUUCUUGCCACAACAAUGGGAUCAGUCUCUGUAGUGCUUCUCUCAUUAUUUGGAGGAUUCGUCCUUCGAAAACCGUCCAUGCCUGCUUGGCUUCAGUGGGGUUUCUGGUUGUCUCCAUUGUCAUAUGCUGAGAUUGGUCUAACCUCAAAUGAAUUUUUAUCGACACGGUGGAGUCAGGCAACAUCUGGAAACAGAACGUUAGGGGAAGAAGUUCUUGAUGCUCGAGGUCUGAACUUUGGUGAUCAAUCUUACUGGAGUGUAUUUGGUGCUUUAAUUGGCUUCGCAUUCUUCUUCAAUAUUGUAUUUGUACUGGCUUUGACAUUUCUAAAGACUUCAAAUAGGUCUCGUGCGAUUGUAUCUGGUGAUGAUAACACUCAAAGUUCAGGAAGCCACAAUAAGUCUAGUUCUAAAGUUGCUUCGCAGUCCAAAAAUGCAUUACCUUUCAAGCCCCUUACUUUCACAUUUCAAGAUGUCUGUUAUUUCGUCCAGACUCCUCAGGGCAAGAAGGUGCAGCUUCUCUCUAACGUUACAGGGGCCUUCAAGCCUGGUGUUCUCACUGCUCUUAUGGGUGUGAGUGGUGCUGGUAAAACGACUCUGAUGGAUGUUCUUUCUGGAAGGAAAACACGCGGUGACAUUGAAGGAGAGAUCCAAGUAGGUGGUUACCGUAAGGUUCAAGAAACAUUUGCAAGGGUUUCAGGUUACUGUGAGCAGUUUGAUAUUCACUCUCCCAACUUAACCAUAGAGGAGUCCUUGGAAUACUCUGCUUGGCUUCGACUUCCUUCUAGCAUCCACUCAGAAACAAAAAGGGAAAUAGUCAGGGAAGUUCUUGAGACGAUAGAGCUGGAGGACAUUAAAGAUUCCCUAGUAGGACUUCCUGGAGUUAGCGGGUUAACAACAGAACAACGCAAGAGACUGACAAUAGCUGUGGAGCUUGUUGCAAAUCCUUCAAUCAUAUUUAUGGAUGAACCAACCACAGGACUAGAUGCAAGAGCUGCUGCAAUUGUAAUGAGAGCUGUGAAGAACAUCGCAGAGACUGGUAGAACUGUUGUUUGCACCAUUCACCAACCGGGAACUGAUAUCUUUGAAGCAUUUGAUGAGCUGGUUUUGAUGAAAAAUGGAGGAAGGAUUAUCUAUCAUGGACCUCUUGGAGAACAAUCAAGCAAUGUUAUUGAAUAUUUUAUGAGGAUUCCUGGAGUUCCGAAAAUGAAAGAAAACACUAAUCCAGCCACUUGGUUACUAGACAUUACUUCUAGAUCAUCAGAAGACAAACUUGGUGUUGAUUUGGCCCAAAUCUACAAGGAAUCUUCUUUGUUUAAGGAGAACAACAUAGUAAUAGAGCAAAUGAGAGGUACAUCUUCAGGAACAGAAGAACUAACCUCCUCGACGCGAUAUGCUCAAACGGGUUGGGGACAGUUCAAGGCAUGCCUAUGGAAACAACACCUCUCUUAUUGGAGAAACCCUUCCUACAAUCUCACUCGCAUCCUCUUCAUGUGUCUUACCUCUUUGAUCUGUGGCGUUUUGUUCUGGCAAAAGGCUAAGAAAAUAAACACUCAACAAGAUCUUUUCAAUGUAUUGGGCUCAAUGUACACGGUGGUUCUUUUCACUGGAAUGAACAAUUGUUCUACAGUGUUGUUCUGCAUUGCAACCGAAAGAAAUGUCUUCUACCGCGAAAGAUUUGCUCAAAUGUACAACUCAUGGGCCUACUCCCUUGCACAGGUGUUGGUUGAGAUUCCAUACUCAUUGGUCCAGUCUAUACUAUGUGUGGUAAUCUUAUAUCCUAUGGUUGGCUAUUACUUCUCGGUGUACAAAGUGUUCUGGAGCUUCUACGCAGUCUUCUGCACGUUGCUCAUUUACAACUACUUUGGCAUGCUUUUAGUCGUCAUCACCCCAAACAUUCACGUUGCUUUUACUCUCCGUUCGGGCUUUUACUCAAUGGUCAAUCUCUUCGCUGGUUAUGUCAUUCCAAAACCUAGCAUUCCGAAAUGGUGGAUAUGGAUGUAUUACUUGAGCCCUACGUCAUGGGUUUUGAAUGGAUUGCUCACAUCUCAGUAUGGAGAUAUGGAAAAAGAGAUAGUAGCAUUUGGAGAGAAGAAGAAGGUUUCAGAUUUCUUGGAAGACUAUUUUGGUUUCAGACAUGAUUCUUUGGUUCUUGUAGCUAUCGUUCUCAUUGCCUUCCCCAUUCUCUUGGCUUCUCUUUUCGCAUUCUUCAUCGGUAAACUCAAUUUCCAAAAGAAGUGAUUUACUCUAAAUGUUUCGUUGGUAGGUUAAGUAAUGUUUUGGAAUUUAGAAAAUAAAUAAGUUAAAGCUUUCUUAAUCUGUUA